UAAAACCCAAAUUACGAAAUCGGUUAAGUCCUUUUGACAAUGCACUGCCAUUGCUUACCUCUUCCUGCCCAUCUCUUAUUCCUCACCAUCUUCGUUGUCUCCGCCGCCACCUGCGCCAACGCCAACACCGCCGGAAGGGAAAGGGCGGCUCUGCUAGAACUGAAGGCAUCGGUAUCCGACCCUGCAGGCGUCCUUUCCGGCUGGAUCGCAGCCUCCGACCACUGCUCAUGGCAAUGGAUAUCUUGCGAUUUAAAAGGGCGAGUCGUCGCCAUCAACAUUUCUGCUUACACUGGCGAUACGUCGCCGUCAUGCUCCCGGUCUGGUCCAUUCCGCUGCUACUACUCCGAUCCCGACAGGAGGCUCGCCGGAAAACUGAGCCCGGCCAUAGGAGAGCUUACCGAGCUGAGAAUUCUUUCUCUCCCCUUUCAUAGUUUCGAAGGAGAUAUCGCCGGAGAGAUAUGGGGGUUGGAGAACUUGGAAGUGAUUGAUCUCGAAGGUAGUUCGCUGGUCGGAACCCUACCCUCGACGUUCCCCAGUUUCCUUCGCGUCCUCAAUUUGGCCUCAAAUCUGAUUACUGGAGAGAUCCCUAUUUCGCUGUGUCAUAAUUGUAUUCAUCUGGAGAUCCUGGACCUCUCCAGGAACCGUCUAAACGGCAGCCUGCCUACGUUUUUGAACUGCUUUCCGAAGUUAAGUCAAUUGCAUUUAUCGUUUAAUCGUUUAGAGAAUUCAAUCCCUGAAGAGAUUGGCGCCGGCUGUCUCAGCCUUGAGCAUCUGGACCUCUCUGGGAAUUCACUGGUUGGAAGCAUUCCCAGCAGCUUGGGGAAUUGCAGCCAGCUUCGAUCUCUUUUGUUGUUUUCAAAUCGUUUGGAUGGUGUUAUUCCUUCUAGUCUGGGUCAGCUGGAAAACCUUAGAGCUUUGGACGUGUCAAGGAAUUGCUUGAGCGGCUAUAUUCCUGAAGAGCUUGGGAACUGCAAGGAGCUGGCUAUGGUUGUUCUCACUAACAUGUUUGAUUAUAUGCAAGCACUGAAUUCCGUGAUCUAUCAUGAGAAGGAUGAAUCCAAUUAUUUUCACGGCGGGAUUUCAUGGAAGAUUACUAGUUUGCCAAAGCUGAGGAUAUUGUGGGCUCCUAGAGGAAAUCUUGAAGGGGAGUUCCCAAGCUAUUGGGGUAUCUGUGAGAGCUUGGAGAUGGUAAGUUUGGGACAAAAUAGUUUUACUGGCGAAAUUCCGAGAGAUCUCGACAAAUGUGUGAAAAUUAAGUUACUUGAUCUUAGCUUGAAUAAAUUGACUGGUUGGCUUGGUGAAGAGCUCCCAGUUCCUUGCAUGGAUUUUUUUGACGUUAGUGGAAACCGUUUAUCGGGCUCCAUUCCAAGGUUUAUUAACAAGAAGUGCCCUUUGCUUCCUUCACCAACAAACGACCUGCUUACUGCUUACUCAUUGUUUUUCACAUCUAGGACAAUUGCAGAAAUUGAACAGCCUUACUUUGAAUCUAGCAGGAAUUAUGCAAUUCAUCAUAAUUUUGGUAGAAACAAUUUGUCUGGUACGUUAUCCUCUUUACCAGUUGCAACUGAUAGAUAUGGGAAUCGAACUGUUUAUAACCUCCGAGUAGAUGAGAAUUCUAUUGCUGGAUCAUUAACAAAUGAUGUGUUCAGAAGGUGCAGAGAAUUGGGUGGUUUGGUUUUCAAUUGCUAUAGCAAUCUGAUUUCCGGUGAAAUUUCUGCUGAUAUUGGUGCCAUCUGCAGGGCUCUUAUGGUUCUUAAUGCUUCCAGUAAUCAAAUUACUGGAGUUAUUCCUCAGAGCAUUAGUUUAUUGGAUAAACUUGUUGCGCUUGACUUGAGUAUGAAUCAGCUGAAGGAUGUGAUUCCUGCUGGUCUUUCUGGGCUUAAGGCAUUAAAAUAUCUCAACUUAAGCAAUAACAAUUUCAGUGGUGGAAUUCCUGCUAAAUUGAAUGAGUUGCAUUCCCUUCAAGAACUGGAUAUUUCAUCCAAUUUUAUGACCGGCGAGAUCCCUGGUUGCCUUGUCAAAUUGAGAAAACUCUCGGUUCUUAUGCUCAAUGAUAACAAAUUUUCUGGAAAUGUACCUUCUGGUUUUGCUAAUGUGGCAUCACUCUCCAAGUUUAACAUGUCUUUCAAUGAUCUAUCUGGUCCUUUGCCAUUUAAUUCCAGUAAAAUGAGUUGUGAUAGGAUUCGUGGAAACCCGUUGUUGCAAGCUUGCCUUGAUGAUUCUUCUUCUGGUUCAGUUUCACGUCUUCAAAGAAGCGGUGGGGAUUCCGACUCAUUGAUUAAAAAUAGUAUACCCGCACAGAUAUCACCUGCUAAAAGUAGUGGUGGUCUCAGUACUUUUUGGAUUAUAGCAAUCGCUUCAGCUGCAGGUAUUGUCUCGGUCCUUUUAGUUCUGAUUGCCCUCUAUAUAUAUUCAAGGAAAUGCCUGCCCAGCUCUUCAGUCAAGUCUUCUGAAAUAAGGGAUGUAACAAUAUUUGUGGACCUUGAAAUUCCCUUGACUUAUGAGUCUGUAGUGAGAGCCACCGGGAACUUCAAUACAAGUAACUGUAUUGGAAGUGGAGGCUUUGGGGCCACUUACAAGGCUGAGGUCUCACCAGGAGUUCUUGUAGCCAUAAAAAGGCUUUCAGUGGGAAGAGUUCAAGGGGUUCAGCAGUUCCAUGCAGAGAUCAAAACUCUUGGCAGGUGGAGGCAUUCUAAUCUUGUGACUCUGAUAGGAUAUUAUGGCAGUGAUGAAGAGAUGUUCUUAAUAUACAAUUAUCUCCCAGGAGGUAACUUGGAAAAUUUCUUACAAGAAAGAUCCAGGAGACCUGUGGAUUGGAAGAUGCUUCACAAGAUUGCACUGGAUGUUGCACGAGCUCUUGCCUAUUUGCAUGAUCAGUGUGCACCACGCAUCCUUCAUCGGGAUGUCAAACCAAGUAAUAUUUUGCUGGACAAUGAUUUCAAUGCAUAUCUUUCUGAUUUUGGGUUAGCAAGGCUUUUAGGUAAUUCAGAAACACAUGCCACAACUGCUGUGGCUGGAACUUUUGGAUAUGUUGCUCCAGAGUAUGCUAUGACUUGUCGAGUUUCUGAUAAAGCUGAUGUUUAUAGCUAUGGAGUAGUGUUGCUUGAAUUAUUAUCUGACAAGAAGGUACUUGAUCCGUUCUUCUCUUCCUAUGGAGAUGGUUUCAACAUUGUUACGUGGGCAUCUAUGCUUCUACACCAAACUCGAGCUCCUGAGUUUUUCACUGAGGGUCUUUGCAAUGUGGCUCCCCUUCAACAUUUGAUAGAUACACUGAAAUUGGCCAUUAGAUGUACAGAAGAACAGCUUUCUCAAAGGCCUAGCAUGAGACAAGUGGUACGGGUGCUCAAGGAAAUUCAACCCUAACGCUUCUAAAAUGAAUGAUGAGAUGAUAAGGUUUCAGUGCUCGACUUAUAAAAUGCUAAAGCUGUCAUCUCUACCUGUGAUUAGUACAAGCAAAAUGUGAGAGUAAGAGCGACUUGUUUCCAUGGCUAGCAAUUGAUAGCGAGGUACUAGAGCAUCGUAUCCAUUCCACAACACGGUCACCGCUCAAGGGAUAUCGACGUUGCUGCAGCUUGUAAGAGAUAAAUGUAGAUUCUCUAUAUUGAUUCCAAAGCAAAUUACAAGAAUGUCUUUCCUAUUCCAUUAUAAUCUUUUACUUUAGUUCUUA
Molecule: messenger RNA, 3667 nt
Organism: Dendrobium catenatum
Lineage: Eukaryota; Viridiplantae; Streptophyta; Magnoliopsida; Asparagales; Orchidaceae
Product: LRR receptor-like serine/threonine-protein kinase RPK2
Exons: 2
Coding region: 40-3363 (1107 amino acids)
Biological process (GO): protein phosphorylation
Molecular function (GO): protein binding; protein kinase activity; ATP binding
Source: RefSeq, a predicted model, not a curated record